UGAGCGGAGACGUACAAGCAGCAGAGAGUUUGUGGAGGAAGCACACUUUGACAAAUCGACACUUCUGGAUUCAGCAGCAGGUGCUCGUAGCUACCGACGAGGAGGAGGUACACCUGGCGGAAAAGAGGGUUGACCAAGUGGAGCUGGAAGGGCAAAAGCAAGAAGGUCUUUAGAUAUUAACUGGAAAAUAAACGGAGGACAGGGAAGCAAGGAAAACCGAAGGAAAGACAAAAUAGACUAAAGAGGAACCGCGAAGAGAGGAAGGACUAAUAAAGGAGCUUUUUAUCCAAAGGAGGAACGCUUGUCCGAGUGCACUAUGGUGUCUUUAGGACUUGAACUGGUCGGCAUCAUUCUGUCAGUGCUCGGCUGGGUGCUGUGUGUGAUCAGCUGCGCCUUGCCAAUGUGGAAGGUCUCGGCCUUCAUUGGCUCCAACAUAGUCACAGCUCAGGUGUUCUGGCAGGGCCUGUGGAUGAACUGUGUGUUCCAGAGCACGGGACAGAUGCAGUGUAAGGUCUACGACUCCAUGCUGGCUUUACCUCAGGACCUGCAGGCCGCCAGGGCACUCACUAUCGUCUCCAUCAUUGUCGGGGUGGUGGCUCUGCUCAUAUCCAUGGUGGGGGCAAAGUGCACCAACUGCAUCGAGGAUGAAGGGGUUAAAGCCAGGGUGAUGGCCGCCUCGGGUGGCGCAUUCAUCACAGCAGCUCUGAUGCAGCUGGUGCCUGUUUCCUGGUCAGCACACACCAUCAUCGUUGAGUUCUACAGUCCACUCAUCCACUCUGGUCAGAAGAUGGAGAUCGGGGCGGCGCUGUAUCUCGGCUGGGCCGCCGCAACCCUGCUGCUGAUUGGAGGGUCCAUCCUCUGCUGCAGUUGCCCUCCACAGGAAGAGAAGCCAGCGAGGUACAGCAUAAACCCUCAGAGUCGUAUGGCAUACUCCGCCGCACAGAGGUCAAUCGCUCCAAGCUCUUACAACAAGAGGGACUACGUGUGA
This is a messenger RNA of Cyclopterus lumpus (lumpfish), 988 nucleotides long. Its product is annotated as claudin-4-like. Gene Ontology annotation, molecular function: structural molecule activity. Gene Ontology annotation, cellular component: bicellular tight junction; plasma membrane. Gene Ontology annotation, biological process: cell adhesion; bicellular tight junction assembly. NCBI's taxonomy places the organism in Eukaryota, Metazoa, Chordata, Actinopteri, Perciformes, Cyclopteridae. The record is from RefSeq and is a predicted model, not a curated record. The coding region runs from base 317 to 988 and encodes 223 amino acids. The transcript has a single exon.